UAUCUUGUACAGCGAGCAACUCAUCGAACGUCAUCGAUUAUUUCACUUAUUCAAACUUCAACGGACCCAUGAACAUGGUAUUGAUAUCACCAACUCAUAAACAAAUGGUAUCAAUUAAAAGCCACUUUUCAUUUAUGGCUCAUCCUAGAGAAGCCACUAUCAGUUGAAGUGGGCAUCAUUAAUCUAAUCACAUCUGACAAUUUAAAAUUGUACUAUAUUCCCCGUGCUUCUUUCGAUAAUUGCUCAGUCGAUUUUCAAUACUUCUCAUUGGAGGUUCUCCAUCGAAUAACAGCUUGAGACAUGCAGAUGACACUCAAGAAAUACAUCUUGUUCGGCAUCGUUGGGCUUGUUGUUGUGGCUGCUGUUACAACAGGCGUAGUCAUUGCCGUCACUGCCGAUGAUGAAAGAACUUUUCGUGUGGGAGAGACGGAUUUUGAGAUGGACGGUAGUAAAUUCCAAUAUGUUGCGGGAUCAUUCCACUACUUCAGAGCCUUUAGGGACACUUGGGAGGACAAAUUGACCGUUAUGAAGUCAACUGGCCUCAAUGUGAUCGACACUUACGUCGAAUGGGCAACUCAUGAGCCUGAACCGAAUAUGUACGAGUGGGACGAUUUCGCUGAUUUGCCAUACUUCCUUGAACUCACUCAAAAACUUGGUCUUUAUGUCAUCCUUCGACCAGGACCUUACAUUUGUGCUGAGAGGGAUAACGGAGGUCUGCCGUAUUGGCUUUUCUCACAAUAUCCUGGCAUUCGAGUCCGAACUAGCGAUGAAAACUACUUGAAUGCUGUUAGGAGUUGGUAUGAAGUCCUUUUCACCAAAAUCGAUCCAUAUCUUUAUGGCAAAGGCGGAAAUAUCAUAAUGGUACAGGUUGAAAAUGAAUAUGGCGUUUUUGAAGCUUGCGACAAGAACUACAUGUCAUGGCUGAAGAAUGAAACUGAAAAAUAUGUCGGAGAUAGUGCGGUACUUUUUACUGUAGACAUCCCAAAUGAACGUUUCGAAUGUGGAAUAACUGAAGGUGCAUUCGUAACAACAGAUUUCGGAAUUGACAGAGUUGAUGAGAUGGAAUCAAUCUGGCAAUUAGUCCGAAGACAUCAACCAACAGGACCCCUUGUAAAUUCCGAAUUUUAUCCCGGCUGGUUGACACAUUGGCAGGAAGAUAACCAACGUCGAGAUGCUGAUGAAGUAGCUAACGUGUUGCGUCGAAUGCUUCAAGAUGGUGCAAGUGUCAAUUUCUAUAUGUUUUUCGGAGGUACAAACUUUGGCUUUACUGCUGGAGCUAAUGCUUGGGGUAUCGGGGGCUAUCAGGCUGAUAUAACAAGCUACGAUUAUGAUGCCCCAAUGGAUGAGGCUGGAAAUCCCACAAUGAAACUCAUUAAGAUUAGGAAUGUUAUCGGAGAAUUCUUUACACUUCCUACUAUAGAGGUUCCGGAAGUAAAAGUAGGUCGAGCCUAUCCAGACCUUGCGCUUCAUCCAGUGGCAAAACUCUUUUCCCCUGAUGGACAGUUCUUAGUUCAAAAUACAAGAAUUGGUUCGGAAUUGGAGACUUUUGAGAGUUUGAGACAAAUGUCAGGAUUGAUUCUUUAUGAAGCCAAUCUCCCGAAGAUUCGGAUCGAUCCUUCCGUUCUAACUGUAAACGGCUUGGCAGAUCGUGCCCAUGUUUAUCAGGAUAAUCACUUUGUAGGUUGCCUUUCACGUGAAAAUGCCAUAACUAGAUUACCUAUAAACCCGGGAACAGGGUCUCGUAUCAGGAUUCUGGUUGAAAACCAAGGAAGGAUUAAUUUUGACAAGCUCGAUGACAUCAAAGGUAUCCUUGGUAACGUGACAGUACAACAACGACUAGGUGAGGAGGAAGAAUUGCGCAACUGGGACAUUUCGGGAUACCCUUUGUCAAAUAGGGCAUCCAUGAAUGAGUUUGUUCAGAGAGUUGAGGGCAAAACGGUACCUCUACCCAAUCAAAAUGGAGUCCUAACCGAAGGACCAGUGUUUUUCUUAGGCAACCUCAGACUGACAGCUGACAAUAUUGGUGACACUUACUUAGAUCCUUCAGGUUGGGGAAAAGGUGUUUUGUACGUAAAUGGCUUCAAUUUGGGACGCUACUGGCCAGUUGCAGGACCUCAAAUCACCAUGUAUGUUCCACAAUCUAUACUUAGAGUGGGAGACAAUUCAAUCUUGCUACUUGAGUAUCAGAAAGCGCCAAUGCCAACAAUGGUAUCAUUUAAAAGCCAAUCAUUCCUCGACGGAUGAAAUUAACACUUUUUGUGCCAAUCUAUUGUUAUAGAAGUCAAGACCACUGUAAUUCAACAUUUGUUUGAAUAAAAAUACAGAGGAUUUUAUUACAAA
Molecule: messenger RNA, 2340 nt
Organism: Phlebotomus papatasi
Lineage: Eukaryota; Metazoa; Arthropoda; Insecta; Diptera; Psychodidae
Product: beta-galactosidase-like
Exons: 4
Coding region: 301-2244 (647 amino acids)
Biological process (GO): carbohydrate metabolic process
Cellular component (GO): vacuole
Molecular function (GO): beta-galactosidase activity
Source: RefSeq, a predicted model, not a curated record